AUGGAGACAAAUCCACCAACCUCUGAGGUAAUGUCGCCGGUCCAUAGUUUCCCCAACAGGUUCUUUAGCAGCGACUUCCAUAAUGAUGAGGAAUUAAAUGCUCAAGCUUCUGUAUACACUUAUAUGCCUGUUGAUGGUUCUCGAUCAUCUGAAGUCCCUGUUAGAUCACCGGAUGUUCUGAUCUCCAACAAGUUCAUGAACAGCGCUUUUCAUGAUGACGAGGUUAUGGAUAAUGAACAAGCAUCCCAAGAUUCUGGCUUGCAGUUCAUGCCGGGUGCUGGUUCUGGAUCAUCUCAUGGCCCUUCUGUGUUUGCUGAAUCAUCACGUGGCCCUUUAGACGGUUUUUCUGUUAAAAAAGGGCAAACUAAAGUCUGGAAUGGAAUUCCCACACACAAGUAUCUUCGAUGCUCAAAAUAUGGAAAACCACAACCCAAGAGGACUUUUGACACCCUAGAUGAAUCUUCUCUAAAGCCUCGGAGGACCAACUUCACAUGGUGUGACUGUAAGGCAAGCAUUCUAGUCUCAAUCUCGAAUGAUUCAUACACAGUUCUGAGUUUCAAUGAUAUUCAUAAUCAUGAACUUGUUGAGAGUUACAACCGUGAUCUUAGCAAGAUAUCACGGAAGCUGUCAUUCUCUACCAAACAAUUCAUUCACAAUAUGAGUCUAAACCGUAUCGGACCCAUGAGAGCUUAUAGAUGUCUUGUAGCUUUAAAAGGGGGGCAUCACAAUGUCAAUGGGACUCCGGUGGAUUUUAAAAACUUUAGCCACCAGUUGCGAAUUUUUAUUGGUGAACGCGACGCACAAGUUUUCCUCGAACGCCUGCGUGAGCGCUUUGACAACCUACCCAACUUCUAUUUUGAUUACACUGUAUCAAAUGGAAAGUUGUCUUCUGUAUUCUGGGCUGAUGAGAUUUCAAAGCUAAACUACAAAGCUUUUGGCGAUGUCCUCGCCUUUGACGCGACUUAUAGCACUAACAGAUACAAGAUGGUUUUUGUGCCAUUCACGGGUGUGGAUCAUCAUUUCCAAUGUGUUACAUUUGGAGCGGGUUUGAUAUCAACCGAGUCCAUUGAAUCUUAUGUGUGGUUGCUUAAGGCUUUCUUGAAGGCACACGGUACUCAACCAACUCUCGUACUGAGUGAUCAAGACCCAUCCAUGCUUCAAGCUGUUCCUAUGGUCUUUACCGAAUCACGCCACCGUCUAUGCAUGUGGCAUAUAAUGAAAAAACUACCCUCCAAGAUCUCUGCGGAUGUUCUUGAUAACACUGAUCUUCGGUCCUGCAUUCACCGGUUGGUUUGGAAUGUUUAUAUCAAACCUGAAACGUUUGAGUCCUGCUGGAAUGACCUCCUACAAACAUUUGGACUUCAAUCCCACACCUGGUUGAACGACAUGUACAACAUCAAGCAUCUUUGGGUACCAGCCUACUUCAGGGAACUGCCCAUGUGUUGCUUAAUGAAGACCACUUCACGCCGCGAAAGCUCUAACGCUGCCUUCAAGGUCAACUCAACAAGCGCAAACACCCUUGUACAAUUUAUGAUGUGCUUUGAAAAUAAGGUAGACAGCCAACGAUAUCGGCAACGUGUAUCGGAGUACAAAACCUCAUCCACGGUGUUCACGGGCAAUACUGAUUUAGCGAUAGAACAGCACGCGUUCGCCAUUUACACAAACGCUGUUUUCGCGCAAGUUCAAAAGGAGAUAAUUAAAGGGAAGUUUUUAUGCUACAUCACAAACCAAACCGAGUCCAGCAAUUCCACUCUUUUGAUAGACGUCACUCAUUUGGAUAAAAGGAACAACAUCACAAACGUGUAUCAGGUUACGUAUAACACUGUAGACCACUUCGCCAAUUGCUCAUGCAGGAAUUUCACACGUAUCGGAUAUUUGUGUCGCCAUAUCUUUUGCGUCUAUCGAUUGAAAAAUGUUGCAAAGAUACCACCCCAAUACAUAAACGAUAGGUGGCGCCGAGAUGCCCUCCCCAAACAGAUCAAUGUGCUUUCCAAGCAACCAUUGGGUACAAUUCAAAAUGAAACAAACGAGUGUGAAAUGGAAGAAAUAGUUGGGCAACCAAUCAACAUUCCAGUCGAAGUUGCUAAUCCAGAAGUUGUACGCAAUAAAGGAUGUGGUACUCAUACUCGCAUUUCCGGGCCCGGUGAGAAGGCAAAGGCAAAACCACCAAAACGUCCAAAGCAGCUUCGUUUAUGCAAGCGUUGUGGUCUGUAUGUCGACGACCACGACUCACGCAACUGCGUUAAGGUGGCCGCAAUGAAAGCAGCAAAGGCAGCUGCUGAACAACAAAGGCAGACCGCCCCUGGUGCCUCACCCUCUGAUUAA
This is a messenger RNA of Helianthus annuus (common sunflower), 2325 nucleotides long. Its product is annotated as protein FAR1-RELATED SEQUENCE 5-like. The coding region runs from base 1 to 2325 and encodes 774 amino acids. The transcript has 8 exons. Gene Ontology annotation, biological process: regulation of DNA-templated transcription. NCBI's taxonomy places the organism in Eukaryota, Viridiplantae, Streptophyta, Magnoliopsida, Asterales, Asteraceae. The record is from RefSeq and is a predicted model, not a curated record. Gene Ontology annotation, molecular function: zinc ion binding.